Peronospora farinosa is the source of this 1788-nucleotide messenger RNA. The record is from the annotation of a GenBank genome assembly. Lineage: Eukaryota; Oomycota; Peronosporomycetes; Peronosporales; Peronosporaceae.
AUGACCGAAUUCAUACGCACCAUUUGGCAAAAUACCGCCAAUACCAAGUCGACGUCAUCAUCUGAUAUGCAACCCGUGGAUCAAAUUUACUUACCUCCUUCAACACCUGCAACUUCAUCUUCAACAAACGGGAUGGAAAAGCAACGUCUUAUUAAACUGGAGCCACCCAUGUCACCAGUCUCGGACUCUGAGAGCCAGUCAGCGAAAGCUCAACGUCUGGCUCGUGUCAAUGCCCGACGUGACAAACGAAAACCAUCGGACAGUGUUGAUGUGGUCCACACCAACAAGAAACUUAAGACAGAAAUGGCGUUAGAUUCCAGUGGCGAAGAACGUCUGCGAGCGAUGGAAGCGCAAUUGGAACAUUUAGAUCCGGAUUCGAAGGAAGCUAAAAAGAAACGACGUCUGAUUCGGAACCGAAUGUCGGCACAACUUCAUCGGGAACGGAAGAAAGCGUACGUGGGUCAAUUAGAAGACCAAUUACAAGCCAAGGAGAAUCAACUUAAGGUGUUACAAGAGCAACUUGCCGCCAUGGCGAUGGAAAGUGAGCAACUGAAGCAGCAACUUCAUCAAAAACAAACCAUGGACAAGGAAAUACAGAUCAAAGCAGAGCCAGUUCCAUUGGAAAAAGCGGCACUUUCGGCUCCAGUGACUGUGUCAGAGGACGGACACCCGCCUGUGGAUUGGGCAGUUUGUCUGGAAGAUGUGGACGAAGCGAUGGUUGGAGAGGACCUUCUCUGUGAUCUGGACGAGUCCCCACUUGCUGCUUAUGGACUGAAUCAUUCUAUUAGUGACGAUCCCGUGUCGACCGCAUUGGCUGCCGAAGAAGAACGGCAGAAGAUCGAGGCACAGACUCAAUCUCAUUAUGAGAUUCAUGCUGCAAAGAAAAAUUUAGCCAUGAUGAUGGCGAUGAUGUUUUCCGUGACAUUUUGUGGACAAGGCGAGUCUGUGGCUAAUGUUACAAGUGGGAGCAAUUUCUCGUCCAUGUUUAAUGCUGUUCCGGUGAAGGAAUUGUCACAAAUGAGUAUUGCAUCACGUAUUGUGGCGUGUCUUGAAAAGACGUCGUGGGAAGAUUUCCAAGAUGUAUCUUCGUGGACGGCCUCGGCCGCUAGUGCCGCUGCUGCUGCUGCUGUUGCGGUGUCGGCGGAGAAGAAGUCACGUUCUUCGCCGACCCAAAAGCCGGCGGACUCGCCGUCUGCAGCAUCUGACGUGACGGACGCGGGAUCGUGCGGAUCUCCGAAGGAACUUGCGGACGUUGGCAUGAGCUUUGACACGGAUCUGAUUGAGGAGUUUGUAUACCCAGUGGACGAACCGUUCGUUCCUGCACUUGCUGACACCAAUUGGUUUGGCACUGACAGUGCCGACUUUGGCCACAGUGACGUCGAAGGCGACGACGAGCCUAUUUCGGAGACCAAGACAAUGUUCAAACCCGUGUCGAUGACCUCGUGCUUGUACGAGAAGCUGACGAAGCUUUGGAACGAGAAAAAUCAGGUGAUUCUGACCGUCUUGAACGGCAAGAACGAGGUAACUCGACGUUCGGUGGCUGAUAUGAGUACAAUCCGCAAGGGAAUGUCUACCCGUGCUCUGUUCCCGACAACAGCUGCCACUGCGGCGACCUUGUCGACCGACAAGCUACUGAAGACGCACGAGCAGUCGGUCACGUUCCUUUACCCGCUGAGCGCGUUCUCGGAGGAUCAGCGCUCGGCUGCUUUUCCUAAUGGUGGUGCCUCCGACCAGGUAUUUCUCGAGGUGUCGUGCCAGAUCAAUGAUGCGGUUAACCCUGUGCUAUAA